Molecule: messenger RNA, 3954 nt
Organism: Epinephelus lanceolatus (giant grouper)
Lineage: Eukaryota; Metazoa; Chordata; Actinopteri; Perciformes; Serranidae
Gene: brdt
Product: bromodomain, testis-specific
Biological process (GO): regulation of DNA-templated transcription; chromatin remodeling
Cellular component (GO): nucleus; chromatin
Source: RefSeq, a predicted model, not a curated record
AGUUAGACUUGUGGCCAAUCAGUUCUGGAGCCUUGUGCACAGGGGUAUAAAUUUGAGGCAGUUGCCGUAGAGACGUCUGCCGCUGAAGGGUUGAACGCAAGAGCCCGUGAUAUCUCGUAAGGUAACGUUAGCACGGAAAACGUGUGAUGAACACUAAGUCACAGCAAAGCCUACUACGGACUGCUCCCCCCUUCAUGGCCUUUUGGAUGACACAAUGUCUGAUGUGAAAGUCUGUCCCACUGUGAGUGGAAACCCCCCUCCGCCGGAGGUCAUAAAUCCCAAGAACCCUGGACGUGUAACCAAUCAGCUACAGUACCUGGAGAAGGUGGUGAUCAAAGCUUUACUGAGGCAUAACUUUUCGUGGCCCUUUCGCCAGCCAGUUGAUGCAGUGGCGCUGCAUCUCCCAGAUUAUUACACCAUUAUUACAAAGCCUAUGGAUCUGAGCACUAUCAAGAAGCGUCUUCAGAACAACUACUACUGGAAAGCACUUGAAUGUAUAGAAGACUUCAACACCAUGUUCACCAACUGCUACGUGUACAAUCGGCCUGGAGAUGACAUUGUUUUUAUGGCACAGACCCUGGAGAAGCUUUUUUUGCACAAAGUGUCCCAAAUGCCGAAGGAAGAGUGGGAAGUCACGGCAAUCACUGCGAAGGAACCAGUGAAAGGGAAAAAGAUGAAUGCAGGUGCAAUACAUCAGAGAUCCCUUGUGUCAGAAGUUGUUCUCCAGCAGACUGUGACAGUUAUUCCACCAGAUGUGCCUCAAUUCAUCCCACCCAUCCAGCUCUCUGCACAAAUUGAUGCAGUAACGAUUAAAAAAGCUUUCAAGAGGAAAGCAGACCCCACGACCUCCACCACCUCCCUUGUCACCAGUCACGAGGUGUCUGCUUGUGGGGAUCAUGCAGCACCUUGUACAUUAUUCUCCAGAAGAAGGCCGGUCAAAGCUCCAAAGAAAGACUUGCCUGCCGUAGAGAGCAAGAAGGUCAGACUGUCCGAGCAGCUCCGAUACUGUAACGAUAUCCUGAAGGAGAUGCUCUCCAAGAGACACUACCCAUACGCAUGGCCCUUUUACACCCCCGUUGAUGCUGUGGCUUUGGGCUUGCACGACUACCAUGACAUCAUCAAGCAGCCGAUGGACCUGAGCACCAUCAGGAAAAAAAUGGAUCAACGGGAGUAUGCAAAUGCAAAGGAAUUUGCUGUUGAUGUCCGACUGAUGUUCUCAAACUGUUACAAAUACAAUCCACCAUCGCAUGAGGUCGUCUACAUGGCGAGACAGCUGCAGGAAGUUUUUGAGGCCCGAUAUCUGAAAGUUCCCCAAGAAGCAGAGGGUUGUUCCAUACCUCAUCAUCGAGCUGACAAGAGACAAGGAGACGGAGCUGGAAGUGUGUCAACUUCAGAAAGUUCUGAAACCGAGAGCUCCGUAGAGGCGGAGAGUCCAUCAGAGGAGGUGGCCGUGCAGCUGGCCAAUCUAGAGGAGCGGUUGAAAGCUGUCAGCGACCAGCUGAAAAGACUUGCCCAAGAGCCCCUGCUGAAACCGAAGAAGAAAGACAAGUUGAAAAAGGAAAAGAGAGCCAAAGAGAAGGACAUCGCUCGACUAAAACACAAGUCAUCAAAGUACAAAUCUAUUGUAGAAAAAGCCAACCACAAGAUCUCUACUUUAUGUUUCAUUUGUACGUCUAGGCAUGGCAACAGACACAGUAUUCAUGGAGUACCUUUGAAAUGCAAGGAUGAGGUCUCAUCAGCACCGGUGAGCUACGAGGAGAAAAGGCAGUUGAAAAUAGACAUCAACAAGCUGCCUGGUGACAAACUGGGCAAGUUGGUGAAGAUCAUUCAUGCCAGGGAGUCCUGUCUGCGAAAAUCAUCUCUCGAGGAUAUUGAGGUUGACUUUGAAAUACUCAAGCCUUCCACACUGAGAGCCCUGCAGAGGUUUGUUGCAGCAUGUCUGAGAAAAUGCAACAAGAAAACUGGCCAAAAAAAGCAGGUGAAGCCUACAGAAGGACCGCCGCCUGGAAAACUAAAGGAUGUCAGGACACCUCAGGUUGCCGCUAAAGAGCAGCACUCAAUUAAGAAAAAAAAGCAAUCAGCUAAACCCGUGGCAGCUCCUGACCUCGGCUGCCCUUCACGCCUCAGUGACAGCAGCAGCAGCAGCAGCAGCAGCUCUUCGUCCAGCUCUGAAAGCAGCUCCAGCAGCAGCAGCAGUAGUCAUUCUAGCACUUCUGAUAGCAGUGACUCUGAAUCAGUGCCAAAAACAAAGAAGCCAAAAACUAAAGACUCUUGCCAAAAGGUGAAGAAGAAGUCAAAGGUGACUCGCGCUGCCUGUGGCAAGCAGAAAAUGGAGACAAAAGAUCUGACAAAAGCCUCGGUCAAGACCUGUCAGCCCCCUCUUGCUGUGCAGUUGUCGGCAGCAGAAACCAAAGGCCCCCCAGCACACCGUAGUGAAGACCAGACCUGUGAUGGGCUGACUCUAUCACCACCAGAUUUGUCUGCACUUUUAUCCCCCAUGGCCUCUCCAGGAGUGUUGCUGGACUGGGCUGCCACCAGAUUUGAGCCAGGCCCUGUGCUGUCCCCUUUGAGAGACAGCCCACUGCAGUCCAAAGAUGAGACCACGUCCAGUAAGUCGCUAGAUUCCGGGUACCCUGAGGAUCUUCCCGACAGUCAGCCGACUAAUGUGCCUUACACUAAUGAAGCAAGUAAAUCUGCUGAAGAGGAAAAACAUCCCAAAAAGGACAUCGUUCUAAAAAAUGCUGAGUCUUGGGCCAAACUGGUGAGACAGUCAGUCACUGCAACUGCAAUCAAGUCCUCAAAGGAGAGUUUUCAGCAGUUCCGUAAGGCCGCCAUAGAAAAGGAAGAGCGUGAAAAAGCACUGAAGAAGAAACAGAUGGAGGACAACAAGGAGAAGGAGGUUUCUGAAAAGAGCAGCUUACCAGCCACUUGUAAAGCAGAAACAAAUUCACAGCCUAUUAAGGAGGAUCCUGAUUCACCUGAUUGUACAGAAGGUGUCCUCGACGCACCUAAAGAUGUUGAGACACAUAAGCCAAAGUCUCCCACAGAAACCCAACCUCUAACCACGCAGUCCUCAGUCGAUAGGCAAAGAGAGAUGGCCCGCAAGAGGGAGCAAGAACGUCGCAGGCGAGAGGCUAUGUCUGGCAUUGACAUGACUAUGCAGCGGGACAUAAUGACCACAUUUGAGCUGAACCUGGACUGAACAGAAACUGGGAUUUACUUGGAAAAAAGUACUUCUGUGUUGUUUGUAUGAAUAACUGGAGCUCUUGGUUCUUUCUCGGGCACAAAAGACAACUUCACCAACCUCAUGUAUGUUCUUGAGAUUAGAAAAUAAAUGUUAAUUGAGGGGGAAAAAACAUUCAGUAAAAAAUAAACGGUUGUUGCCCUUCAUUUGUAUUUGAAAUGGAUGGUAAAUGUUUGCACUGACACACUGUUGAAUUUGAGAUGAUUGGGGUCACGCACUGUCAAAAAUUGGAACCUGAAACAAAUAUUGUGUGCGUCUUUUUCUCCUCUUUUCACAUUUGGAUGACUCCUAUAGGUGACAGUUGUGUACGACAAGCUAAUGAAUGUAUCCAUACACUGUAAAUGCCACCAUGUCUCGUUUGCUGAAAUGUGCAGUGUUGUUCAGGUCUGCUGUUACGUUAUCUUAUUUGAUAAACCAGCAUGUUUCAGGUGAUCCUGACUCAAAAAUAUACUAAAUGUAGGCAAAACACUGGUUUAUAUGUUGAUGUUGCACACGCGCGCACACACACACACACACACACACACACACGACUUCUUCUUUUGUUUUUCUUUUUUUUUUUUUUUUAUUAGAUAUCAUUCUGUACUCCACAUGCACUGCACUUUGUUGUUCAUACAGUUCUGGCUGUUCCAAAGUUGCUUUUGGAGACUAUCAACAUGUUCUGUAUGUUACAGUUUGUAUAUGCUGAAUAAAUAAGCAUUUAUUUCCUCUUC